This is a messenger RNA of Seminavis robusta, 1336 nucleotides long. The record is from the annotation of a GenBank genome assembly. NCBI's taxonomy places the organism in Eukaryota, Bacillariophyta, Bacillariophyceae, Naviculales, Naviculaceae.
GGUAUCGCCUGACUCUCUAUUCCCCUGCAGAGCUGAUAAAUAAAGUGUUUACAAGAUGAAGGGUAUCUUUGAGACUCUUAUCUUUCGCACCCAAAUGUCUCUCGAUGACCAUAAUCUGCCUCCGAGAGGCAAGAGCAGGAUCAAAGAAUAGUGAGAAAGAAUCAUGGAAUCGCUGCAAUUCGACAAUGAUGAUCAGGAGAAAGCGUGCCAUGAUCUCUUGAAGGAGUUAUCCGAAGCAGAGGUGGAAGCAGCAGCGUUGACGUCGUUUCACUACGCUCUGGUAGCUGCCAAGGAAGCCAACUCUCCGAGUACCGAAGGAAAAAAUACCCAACAGAAGACCCAGUGCGCUCUUCGUAUGAUCCGUCGACACUUGGUUGCUCAAAAGAACAACCGAGAGGAUGCUAUGAAGAGCGUGCAUGAAACGUUGGAGUUUCGCAAUACGAACCGAGUCAAUGACAUUCGAUCCGUCAACUUGAAAGCCAAAGGCGCGGAAGAUGAUGACCCCUUUCUGAACCCAAUUCGGGACGCCAUCAUCGCCGAUGCGGUACCCAAACCCAAAAUGAUUGUCCGCGGAAACGACAAUGAAGGGCGAGCUACGUUGAUCAAGUUUCAGAAUUCCAGAUUUGUUCUGCGAGACAAUCCCGAUCUGUUCAUACAAGUGCAAAUCUAUUGGGUGGAGCGGGCCAUUGCCUGCAGCGAACGUCACGGGCAAGAAAAAAUCAAUCUGGUCAUGGAUUACACGGGGUACUCGAGAGACAACAAACCACCUGUUUCGUUGCUACGCAGAUUCAUUACCACCCUGCAAUCACAUUACCCCGAACGACUCCAUUUGAUGGUUGGCUGUGAUCCCACCCUGCUGCUCAGGUCCAUUUGGAGUGUCGUUUCGUGGUUUGUGGAUCCUGAUACACGGGAGAAAAUCAUGUUCGUGUCGGGAAAGGAAGCCAAGAUGCAGCAAGUAUUCAAACACUACGAACCCGAGCAGGCCAUGGCGUUUCUCUUACCUUCGGGAACCUUGGGGUUGGUCAAGGAAGAUGAACUGCGCAAGUUCAUCUUUGAAUACAGGUUGGAUCAAAAUUAUGAUGGGCACUAGUCUAGCUGGAUAGGUAACGCCUUCAUACCUACCAACUCUAUCGACGAUCUCGCCAUAGUCUACGCUGCACUGUGGCUACAUGUAUGUUGGCAGCUUCACAUUCAAUGGGGCUUCUAAACUUUGAAAACUUGUGCUUUACACCAAAGCAAGAGCAACACGGGGUUCCGGUGGGCUUAUCAGUUCUUUUGUCUCGUUCAGUGUACACCCCUGAUAGUUUUUUAUAUAUGAUAGAUUAUCACACGUUUU